AUGUACUUGGAAAUUCGUUGUCGGUCACAUGGGACGGAGGCUCCUCUGAGGCAUCAACUCCCAUCCUCAGGCACCACCGAAAUCUUCCUCCUCUCCACCCGCCCUUUGCAUAAUCCCCCAACUCAGAAUCUUCUACUCCUCUUAGCCAAGUUGGCUUCCUUCCACUUAAUCCGCGGGCUCUCACGCAAAGCCUUUUGCGGAAAUAUUGUUCCCUCGAUUCGCCGCUCUUCAACAAUUUCUGCGCGACCUCUCAGCAAGAACAAGCCUACCGAACGUCGCCAUUCAGCUAGAUCUCUUCCGGUCAGAAAACCCCACGUCCGGCCCCCUCCCGCCAGAAAAUCGAUCCCCUCCUCCACGCCAGUCCGGAACGUUGGGACUUACAGAUCGAAGCACCAGCCGGAGCCAUUGAAGUCAGGAUCCUACGUAUUUCGCACACCAAAACUUCUUCCGCACCGAGCAGGCUUUCAAACCCCCCGGGCAACCCAUUUGAUAUACCAUCCUUCCACAUACGAAUUUGCAGGCUUCGAAUUUCCGCCGGUCACGGGAAUCACACCCAUGAAGAUCAAUUAUCAGGUCGUGACGACCCCGACCUACGACACCCCGGGUACCUGCCUCAUCCUCAACUUCCCAGACAAGCGCUAUGUCUUCGGACAAGUAUCUGAGGGUACCCAGCGGGCUUGUAUGGAGCGCGGUGUCCGACUUGCAUAUCUCACCGAUGUAUUCAUCACGGGGCGAUCGGAGUGGAAAAGCCAUGGUGGCUUGAUUGGCAUGAUACUGACGGUGUCCGACGUGGUCGGCACCUCGCAGAGUGCGCUGGAAACCAGCGAACGCGAGAAAGCAGAGCGUAAGGCCCAGAACGACAAAGGGACGAUUCAUGGCUUGCCUAUGGCGAUAAAGGGCGGCGAGACGGUACUCCAGCGAGGCUCGUUAACUCUCCAUGGGCCCCGAAAUUUAACGCAUACCUUGACCACUGGUCGGCGAUUCGUUUUCCGAAAGGGCAUGCCGAUAUUCACAAGGGAGUACGACACCGAGAGCGUCUCGAAGAAUGUUUCGGUGGAUGCAGAAGAUCCCUUCGAGCAGCCAACGUGGUCGGACAACAACAUCAAAGUCUGGGCCUUGCCUAUCCGCCCCUCGUCGCCGUCUCCCCAGGGGAGUCCACAAAGCCCCAGGAAGAGGAGUCUCGAUGAAUUUCAAGAGCAAGAUUCCGAUGAAUUAGACUCCCGCGCCAAGGAUCUGAUAACGAAACAGGCUAUCGUGAACGAUAUGUUCAACUCAUCCUGGAGGAUGGACGCACUGGUGAAGACUCCCCUGGCAGAGGUCAAUAUGCCCGCAGCGAUGUUUGUCCGCAAUGUGGAAACAAAGUCAUUCGAUCUGUAUAAGGGUCCCAUGCCAGGAGGCGAUGAACCUCUCCCUGAUAUCAAUGUCUUUGUCAGACAGCCUUGGCCCGGCGCAGCUGUGGAGAGGAUCCCGUCCACGUCGCGAUGUGACGAAGCGCUCUCUUAUAUCGUCCGGAACCAUGAUUUCAGGGGCAAAUUUGACCCCGCAAAGGCCAAGGCAUAUGGUAUCCCAUAUGGCCCGACCUUUGGAAAGUUGGCAGGAGGCGAGAGCGUGACCGUUGGCGAUACGGUCAUCACGCCAGACAUGGUUCUUGGACCGCCACGACUCGGCAAAGGAAUCGCGUUCAUUGACCUGCCAACCCCUGAUUACAUAGAAAACCUGGUCAAUCGGCCAGAAUGGAAUUCGCCCUCUGUGACGACAAAUCUCGAGGCCUUUGUGUGGAUUCUUGGCCCCGGUCUCGGGGAACAUCCCAAACUGCGCGAGUUCAUGUCACGUAUGUCCCACUGCAAACACACAGUAUCCAGUACCGACUACAACCCGAACUAUCUGGCCUUGGCCGGUGUUGCAAGCGGGUCGGUGCGUAUGGCACGGAUUAGACGCGAAAACCAUCCGAUUCCGAUCCACGACAAUGUGACCCUUCCGCAACCUGGAACUUCCACAGCCAAGUCGACGACUACGGCCGAGAUCAAAAAAACACUGCCAUUCAAGCCUUUGGAGCCUGGUCUGAUUAUCGAGUUGGAGCCUGAGACCAAGAUCAAUUCCUCCCUAGUGGCACCGCGGUUCAACGCGGACGAGGUGAUGCGGAAAAUGCCCGAGGCCGUUGAGAAACGCGUGGCUACAAUUAACAAGCGGGUCAAAAAGUACUAUUUCCAGAAACAACUGAGCGACUUUCAACGGGAUCUGCCUGGGCGUGAUGCAGAGAUCUUCACAUUGGGCACGGGCUCAUCGGUACCGUCGAGGUAUCGCAAUGUCUCGAGUACUCUUGUCAGCGUGCCCGGAUACGGUUACUAUCUACUCGACUGUGGUGAGAAUACACUCGGUCAGCUAAAGCGCGUUUUUGAGCCCGAAAAGCUGCGAGAGGUCCUACAGAACCUGCGAGUUGUAUGGAUCAGCCAUCUUCACGCGGACCAUCAUCUAGGUACCGCGGCUGUCAUCCAGGCCUGGUAUAAGGAAAACUACCCCAACGGAGCUCCCGAAACCGACGAGCUUGAGACCGACAUGGCCAAAAUCCUGAAAGAAAAACGCUUGUUUGUAGUCUCAGAGCCCAUGAUGAUUGGGUGGCUCCAAGAGUAUGCCAGCGUGGAGGACUACGGCUUCGGCAAGAUCGUGCCCUUGACGACCUAUACGUUCACCAGAGAAGGCGGUGAUGGUUCGUUCGAGUCCAGACUGGCUUACCGUCACUGCCGGGCUGAUGGCACGUACCCCGGGCACGACACUGAUGAAGGAAAACCCAAAACUUCGUCUCUCAGCUUCAACGAAGAAAAGUCUUCCCUUGCCCCUUUGCUCCGCAAAGCAACCGGGCUUUCCGAACUCCUGACCACGAGAGUGUCUCACUGCAAGGGCGCCAUGGCUGCCACCCUCGUCUUCCCCGACGGUUUCAAGGUCUCGUUCUCGGGCGACUGCCGACCCUCUCCAGCCUUCGCCGCCAUCGGCCGUGGAUCAACGGUGAUGAUCCACGAGGCCACGUUCCAGAACGACAUGGCGGGAUCAGCCCUGGCCAAAAAGCAUUGCACGGCUGCCGAAGCCCUCGAAGUGGGUCGCCGGAUGAAAGCCAAAUCCAUCAUCCUCACCCACUUCAGUCAGCGAUACCAGAAAGUCACGCAUGUCGAACGAACCGACUCUCGCCCCACGGACGAACCCGAAGAACCGGCUGGUCAAGAGCCCGACCAGCUGGACAUUCCAGACGACGAGGAGCCCGCAUUUAUACCGGGCUCCAUGCCUCCCAUAAUGUUCGAGGACAACUUCAUGGCCCAGGCGAAGCCGGUGGAUGUCCCGGUGGUCGGAGCGUUCGACUACAUGCGCAUCCGCGUUGGCGAGAUGCCCCUCACCCAAGCGUAUGCUCCCGCGAUCGAGAAGCUGAACGAGAUCCUCGAGCGCAUGUCCGGUCAGGAGCAGGAGGAAAAUAAGAAGAUGCUGGAAAAGCAGGCCGCCGAGAUCAUGAAGCAGAAAAUGGAAAAGCACGCCAAGCCCGGGAAAUUAGGCAAAAAGGCCAAAAAGGCCUCCUUUAAGGCGAACGCUGAAGCAAAUGACGCUACUCCUGAACCCGAACCUGCCCCCCCGACGCCCGCCCCCAAGGCUGACGAGAAGCCGCAGUCCAAACACUCGAUCUGGAGUGCCAGCGAGAGUGAAAGCGGAUGGGACACCAGCGACUACGAGGAACUCGACCUCGAGCCGGUGACUCCUCGCAAACAGAGCCCUCCCAAGAACUACAGCCCGCCCAUGACCCGGUCUCGGUCCAAGUCGCAGAAAUCGAACUAG
Aspergillus affinis is the source of this 3816-nucleotide messenger RNA. Its product is annotated as ribonuclease Z. The transcript has 2 exons. Bases 1 to 3816 code for a protein of 1271 amino acids. Gene Ontology annotation, molecular function: 3'-tRNA processing endoribonuclease activity. Gene Ontology annotation, biological process: mitochondrial tRNA 3'-end processing. Gene Ontology annotation, cellular component: mitochondrion. Lineage: Eukaryota; Fungi; Ascomycota; Eurotiomycetes; Eurotiales; Aspergillaceae. The record is from RefSeq and is a predicted model, not a curated record.